GAAGUAGGUAGGGUCUGCGGGUGGGGGUCGCUGCAGCUUCACCAGACUUCUGUAGCCCGUCCAGAGCGAAAAGGACGGAGAGAGAGGCGGGCAGAGGAGAGCGGGGCUGCGGGCUAUGCACGCGCUGCUGCUGGUUCGGGACCGAGACUGACCCCCCUACACCCACACCCACCCACCGGGCCGGGCCGCCGCUGUCCGCCCUGCACGGCUCCAGAACCGCGAGGAGAUCUGCGAGGACCCGCUGGAUUAUACACACACACACACACACACACACACGCAGCCUUUAAACCUGGAGGACCCAGAGAACAUGUGGCUGUCCUGGCUCACCUGCGCGCUCGUGCUGGGAACUCUGUGUGCAGGGCUGAGCCACGGGACUGCCGACACCAGGGAGUGUGUGUACUACAACGUGAACUACGAGAUCGAGAAGACGAACCAGAGCGGCGUGGAGCGCUGCGAGGACGAGCAGGACAAACGCUCGCACUGCUAUGCCUCCUGGAGGAACAACUCGGGCUCGAUCGAGCUGGUAAAGAAGGGAUGCUGGCUGGACGACUUCAACUGCUACGACCGGCAGGAGUGUGUGGCCACCGAGGAGAGCCCGCAGGUCUUCUUCUGCUGCUGUGAAGGAAACUUCUGCAACGAGCGUUUCACCCACCUGCCGGACAUCACAGUGCCACUGAUCAAGGCCCCGCCCCCCAGCAUUGGUGUUUUAAACGUGAUGAUUUACUGCCUGCUGCCCGUCACCAUGCUGUCUGUCGCUCUGCUCACCGCCGUCUGGAUGUACCAACACCGCAGACCUCCGUAUGGACACGUGGACGUCACCGAGGAUCCUGGUCCGCCUCCUGCCUCCCCCCUACCGGGGCUGAAGCCUCUGCAGCUGCUGGAGGUGAAAGCCAGGGGGCGCUUCGGCUGUGUCUGGAAGGCUCAGAUGAUGAACGAACACAUGGCUGUGAAGAUCUUCCCCAUCCAGAAUAAGGACUCCUGGGAGAACGAGAGGGACGUGUUCAUGACGCCGGGCAUGAGGCACGCGAACAUCCUGAGGUUCAUCGCCGCAGAGAAACGAGGGAGCUACCCCGAGGCCGAGCUGUGGCUCAUCACAGAGUUCCACGAGAGGGGUUCCCUGUCGGACUUCCUGAAGGGAAACGUGAUCGGCUGGUCUGAGCUGUGCCACAUAGCCGAGACGACGGCGCGCGGCCUGGCGUACCUCCACGAAGACGUCCCCCGACAGAAGGGAGAGGGUCCCAAACCGGCCAUCGCCCACAGGGAUUUGAAGAGUAAGAACAUCAUGCUGCGCUCGGACCUCACGGCGGUGAUCGGAGACUUCGGCCUCGCCGUUUGCUUCGAGCCGGGGAAACCGCCGGGAGAGACGCACGGACAGGUGGGCACCAGGCGCUACAUGGCCCCCGAGGUCUUAGAAGGAGCCAUCAACUUCCAGAGAGACGCCUUCCUCCGGAUCGACAUGUACUCCAUGGGCCUGGUACUGUGGGAGCUGGUGUCCCGCUGCAAGGCUGCAGACGGUCCGGUGGAUGAGUACAUGCUGCCGUUCGAGGAGGAGGUUGGUCAGCAUCCAUCACUGGAGGACCUGCAGGAAGUCGUGGUCCACAAGAAGAUGAGACCGACCAUCAGAGAGCCGUGGCUCAAACACAGCGGUCUAGCUCAGAUCUGUGAGUCGGUCGAGGAGUGCUGGGAUCACGACGCCGAGGCUCGCCUGUCGGCCGGCUGCGUGGAGGAGAGAAUCGCCCAGAUCCGCCGCCUCACCGCCACCAUCGCCCCACCUACCUCUGAGAACAACACCCUGCUGGGUUCCUCUGUCGCACCAGUUCCCAUGGUAACUAACGUGGACCUGCCGCCCAAAGAGUUCAGUAUAUGAUGUGAAAGAAACGACGUGCACACACCACGCCAUCGCUCCUCAGUGGAAUUUCGGACGUGAGAGCAGCUGCUAAUUUAUUCUCUGGACUUCUUUUGGACUCUUUGUGAUUCCCUCUCGUCCUUCGGGACGGAGUACCAGCACACCUCGCUGUUCCUAAGUUUUCCUCUCAGUGGGACUCAUUCGUGUCUUUUUAACCAGGCGUGUGUUUUAUGAGAAAACGCAUUCAGGGUCCGACUCAGUGAAUGCUUCGAUCUCCAGGUACCUCAGCGACCGUUUUUAUUCGCUCAUUUUUUACCGUUUUCCUCGCUCAUUCCUGCCUCUUCUGUCUUCUACUCACAUCUGGAUCUUAUCUACCUACCUGCCAACAGCGUCGCCUAGCAACCACCUGUCACCAGGCAACUACAAUGCUGCAAAACCCACAGAGGAGCCCGAGACUGUUACACAGCAAACACCCACCCACAGUGACCGCUUUUCUACUUUACCUGGACUUUAGUUUUUAUCGGUCUCCUGCGACAACACGUCGUUGUUCGCAUCUUUAAAUCCAACGGGUUGCAUCCAAAACCGACGGAAACAGGAAGUGAUGUCAGAUGGGAAAAGGCGAAAUGGGCCUGUUUGUUUCCAGUGUGGCGGUUUCUGUUCUCUCGUGUUUCGUGUCUCAGUCUUCUCGCCUGGGGGUGAAGGCUGAGACUGUGAUUGGUUUGCCUCGCAUUGCAGAGGGCUGACUGCGCUCAACCACAGCGUUUUGGUUGGUUUGGAAAUAAUUUCUCAGGUAAUCAUGACUACAGGUGUGUGUGUGGGGGUGGGGGUGGGGGGUGAUGGGACGCUGGCUAAGGGUUUCCUGAGGGUGGGGCCAGAGUCAGAUGUGGCUGAUGAGAGCCUUCAGUGGGAGGUGCUUACCUGGGGGUGCUCUAAGCCUGUUGGCUGUAAAGGUGCCCAAACAAACAAGGGAACAGGUGUUACCCUAAAGGUGCAAGACCUCAUAAUGCAUGCAUUCAGGUCUGUGUGUGUGUGUGUGUGUGUGUGUGUGUGUGUGUGUGUGUGUGUGUAAACUGUCACAUGCACAUGAUGUGACAGGUUUGAGUUUACACCUAUUUCCUGCCUGUGUUACCUGAGAGAUCGGUGACCUUUGACCUGCAGCAGCACCACCUUCAGGUUAAACCCUUCAAACUGAGCAUCCGACAUGUGAGUGCUGCAUGAUUUAUUCUACACGUGUGGAAGGAGGGCUUCUUCCUGUCCCUGCCUUUCACAAUAAAAGCCCUGGACAUGCACACUGUGUGACUUUGAGAUUUCAUUCAAACUGUGAGGUCAAACAGCUGAUUUCUGUUUAUGAACGUCUCAGGCCCCACUGACUCACAUCCAGGUGUCCAGAUCCACAGACUGAUCCUAAGAAGCUGCUGCAGAGGUCAAAGGUCACCUGUGUCCUUCUAAUGCCCCCGUUCUUCCCUUCUGUGAUGCCAUACAUGUAACAUGAAUGUCUACGAUGCUGCUGCUGACUCUGAUGAUGAUGAUGCAUAUAUUUCUGUAGAUUCUUUUUAUUGUUAGUUUUAUUUUAGUUACAUUGACCACAUGCAAAUCUGUGUUUGUACAGAGUUUGGGGGGGGGGGGGUUAAUGAUCAGCACUGAUCAAUGAGAGACGACAGUAGAGCUCCUGAAGCACAGACCACCUCAACACAGCAGAAAUACCUCAGACUUUUCUACGAGCUGGAUUUUUACAUUUUGAUGUUUGUGAUUUUUUUUGGUUUACUUUGUGUUUUUGUUGUUUCCAUUAAACCCGCGGAGCUGCCGGGCCGUGCCGACUCGCAGCUCGCUGCUGUUUCACACUAAACGACCUACACCUGGACUUCCUCUCAUCCUUCCUCCUCUCUUUUCAGGUUUCCUUCUUUCCUUUCCUCUACUACCUCCUUUCUGUUUCCUUCCUGACUCCUCAUCCACACCUUGUUAUCUCCCUGCUGUAACAGGUCACAUGGUUUAACACCUCCUCCCCGAUUCAGUGACUCUAAAGUAAGGUGCAGUCCUUCAGGCAGCGCUCCACCUGCAGUCUGACCUCCAUCAGGGCUAACCCCGCCUCAGUCUCUGACUCCAGGUGUUUCAGGAACUGGUUACCUCAUUAAAGUCUCACAGGUGGAAACGCUGUGCUGCGCCCGCGGUCACAGCGACCUGUUUGUGCUCAGCAUGGUUAGCGACUGCUGCUGCACGGUGCAUUCAUUCUUUUAUUUUGCCGUCCUGAGAAUUCAUCUCUGUAAAUAAUUUAGGGCACUCGUUCGACCCGUGUGCUGCAGUCACACUCGGGUAGUUUGGAUCUCCGGCUGUUCCCCAGCAGCUGCCGCCUCCAUGAGAACUGAUGCAAGUUCCUGUGAGGCAGGACAGUGCAUCACCGCUUCCAAAAAUGCCCCCAAACCCUGAACUUCCUGUCGUCUGCUGACAUCACCGGCUGUUCAGGGCCUCAGUCAGCUGAUCUGACUCGUUUAGGCGGCUCCACAGUACAUGACUGCACACGGAAACGCCUGGCCAGGUCAUUUCAUCAGAGUUAGCUUGUGCUGCUAGCACUGACCUGGCUAACAUCACACACACUCAGACCUCCCUCAGAGCUGUGAGGGAAGGUUAUGGUCUCCGAGUCCUUGGAGCUCGAUGCUAAAGAGAGCGAGUCACAUGACUCCUUCCUCCAGCUUGUCCUGAGGAGGUGUGUGAAGAUGGCCGCCUCCUUUUUGGUAUUUUGGCCUGUGCCAAAGAAACGGUCAAGGUCAGAGACACGAGUUCCCUCACAGUCCUCUGUCUCUGCCAUCGAAGACAGACGUUUUUAAAUGGUGACGAGCAGAAAGGAAUUCUGGGUGUUUAUCCACAGGACAGCCCUGUGAGUGUAGGACUGAAUGCUUGCUGUGCUGACUGUGACGGCGAGCAGAGCUGUGAUUGAGUCUAAGCUUCGUUUAAACGUGACGAAGGCGGGAAAAGAGCAGAGGUACUGUCACUGGUCUUGGGACCCGCCCCCUCUGUCGACUUUGCUGCCAAUCGAUGGACGCGUUGCUCCAACAUCUGACAUUUGGGGGGGGGGGAUUGUCAUGUCAACAGUGACCAGUAGCUAGCCCUGCUUUACAUGGCAGUUAGGAUUAGCAAAGCUAGCUGUGCGUUAUCAGGCUGCUGCUUCACCGUGUCAGCUGUGAUCUGAUUGGCUAACGGCUCUGCUGCCACUUUAAAUUUUUUUUCAAUUUUCAGCUGAAGUGAAACAGCCGACCCAUAAUGCACAGCUCCAAAUGUUACAACAUCUGGAGCUGCAGCUGGAGUCUUACACUCACAGAAGGUCAUGAGCAACGUUCACUUCCUGUGGCACGGGCCAACAGAGGCGUCCAGCUCCACCAACGCCAUCUGCUCCACCCGUGGGAGGAGCGAGCUGUGAGUCUCUAAACAGGAAGAGAAGCGACUGAUCUUCAUCGGCGUGACUGUAGGAAGAGCAGUUUAACAUGUAGAAAUACACGUGUACAUACAUAUGAACAGGAAAGAGGAAGUGACACCUAACAAAAUAAAAGCCUCUUCCUGGUUCCGGUCCUUCCUUCAGUAGUAGCGACUGAUGGAGGUUCCUGGUUUUAUUGUGGUGCUUUAUAAAGAGAACCUCCACCUGCUCCGUCUGCCUGGAGACAGACAAGAAAUGACGUGUGUGUGUGUGUGUGUGUGUGUGUGUGUGUGUGUGUGUGUGUG
Messenger RNA from Oreochromis aureus, 5557 nucleotides. RefSeq names its product activin receptor type-2B-like. NCBI's taxonomy places the organism in Eukaryota, Metazoa, Chordata, Actinopteri, Cichliformes, Cichlidae. Gene Ontology annotation, cellular component: plasma membrane; activin receptor complex. The coding region runs from base 308 to 1867 and encodes 519 amino acids. Gene Ontology annotation, biological process: protein phosphorylation; cellular response to growth factor stimulus; activin receptor signaling pathway. The transcript has 11 exons. Gene Ontology annotation, molecular function: ATP binding; activin binding; activin receptor activity. The record is from RefSeq and is a predicted model, not a curated record.